AUCAGCUCACCCUCAACUUGUUGUGCUGACUUUCACUGACGGCUCAUCGCCCCGAUGGCCCACGUCAGACCCAGCGAGAGGAAGUGCAGCCCCUAUAUAUCACUGGUGGUGCUGCUCCACGCACAAUCUGUGGCUUCAGGUGCCGUAUCCUCUUCCUGUGGGGGGGGGGGGCAAGUCUCACACAGAGCUGGAGCUGACACUUCAGUUUGAUGGGUGCUGCAGGCCCAAGUGACCAAAGGAUACGUAUUACAGGUUAAGAUGCAUGAUGGUGGUGGAAUAAGUGGGGAAAGUGAUUAGAAGCAAGGGUUGGAGCAUGUGUGUGUGUGUGUGUCUGUGUGUGCAAAAGAGAGAGAGAGAGACUGAGUGUUUGAGAGGAGUGUGUGUGAGCCACUUCAUGGCUGCAGCCCAAGAGUAUCCUGUCAACAGGAACUCCUGGAUUUGAUAUGGCCACAGAAGGAAACUGAUUUGUUUGUGGUGAGGGGUCAGUUCUAUCUCUCCUCUCACCCGCAGUGUGAUCCAGAAAUUGAUCUGCACCAGAACUGUCAAAUAAAGAAGCCAUUUUGGUUCUCUGACAUAUGGGCUUUUUUUUUCCAUGAGAAAGUGAUGAGGCUUGUAGUUUCUGUAAAAAGUUUUGACGUAAAGGAAGACUUGUUCGUUUGUUUGUGGAGACCGUGACGCAGGUGGGAGUGAGAACCUGGAGACGUGCGGAGUCACUGCAGAACAGGUUGGAUCAGUUGUCAGGUGAAGUUCCCCCUGUUGACAAGGAGACAGAAAUGAAGUUGCAGAUUUGCUCUCCGUCACCACAAACGAUGUAUAUGUCGUUUAUUUUUUGACAAAUUGAUUCAAGUAAUGUUUGAUAAGAAGUUUUUGUUGAUCAAUAGCUCAAAAAGAAUCAUGAGCUGCUCUGGAUUGUGAUUGUUUGUUGUAGUUGAUCUGACAGUGUGUGUGGUGUUGCUUUGUUGUGGGGUCAGUUUUGUGGUGAAAUCUCUCUCCCUCCCCUUUCUCUCUCUCUCCUCUCUCCUCUUUCACGGGGCUCAACUUGCAAUCAAGGAGGAGCUGAGAGUCCUCCGGGGUUUCUCCUGGAACCUGCUCCUCAAAUAUAAAGCGCUCCCCCCCGCAUCCACCAGGAACGACUGAGCCAUUACGCACAAGGAGGAGCCGCUGCCUGAGCCCAUCAUCUGUGCGCUCUGCUGCAACCAAAACCCCAUCUGACUGCAGCCUGUAGCUCCAGUGAGUCAAACACCGCUGGAUCGUGUUUUUAAAAAGCUGCGUGAGUAGUUUUCCAGCUUUUUUUUAAAUCCCAGCUCAGAGAGAGAAUCACAACUUGUCCGAGAGAAGACUGCGAAGCGCACCUCCAAACUUUUUUGGAACGCGCAAUAUGGCAGCCCUCAUCAGCGCGUACUCGUCGUGGCCGGAGUCCUUCGAGUGUCCUCCGGGAGACGGGGACGUGUCCGACGCGCACGGUCCGCACAGGACCCCCGUGGACAAGGCGCCGGAGCCGCGGAUCAGACGGCCCAUGAACGCGUUCAUGGUGUGGGCCAAAGAUGAGCGCAAGCGGCUGGCGGUUCAGAACCCGGACCUGCACAACGCUGAGCUCAGCAAGAUGUUGGGCAAGUCGUGGAAGGCCCUGACUCCCCCGCAGAAGAGGCCCUACGUGGAGGAGGCCGAGAGGCUCCGGGUGCAGCACAUGCAGGACUACCCCAACUACAAGUAUCGGCCUCGCAGGAAGAAGCAGCUGAAGCGCAUCUGCAAGCGAGUGGACCCCGGCUUCCUGCUGAGUGGGCUGGCCCCCGAUCAGAAUGCCCUGCCCGACCAGCGAGUCCUCUGUCACCCCCUGGACAAAGACGAGGGCAGCCCCCAUCACGGCUUCUCCAUCCCCAGCCCGGCCCUGCCCAGCGUCAGGAGCUUCAGGGACCCUGCCGGUUCCAACAGUAGCUUCGACACCUACCCAUACGGCCUGCCCACUCCUCCAGAGAUGUCCCCCUUGGAUGCCAUGGACCACGAGCACAUCCCCCCCUCGUAUUACUCUUCCGGUAGCUCCUCUUCCUCCUCCUGUCCCGAUGAGCAUCAUCACAGUCAGACACACAUGGGCAGCCCACCCCCUUACCACACCGACUACACUCAGACCCAGCUCCACUGUGGAGGCCCACGCAUGGGCCACAUCACUCACCUGUCCCAAACUGGAGGCGGCAACGGACUGAUGCCGGGCCCGCCGCUGUCUUACUACAGCCCCUCGUCUUUCUCCCAGAUUCACCACGGGCUCCACCAGGGCCAUCUGGGUCAGCUGUCCCCACCACCGGAGACACACGGCCACCUGGAGACUCUGGACCAGUUGAGCCAGGCCGAGCUGCUGGGAGAGGUGGACCGCAAUGAGUUUGACCAGUACCUGAACUCCACCGGGGCCGGCUUCCACCCUGAGCAGGUCGGCAGCAUGACUCUUACGGGACAUAUCCAGGUAGCACCGGCUGCUUCCGCUUCUCCCAGUAGCACCGCAGAAACCAGCCUCAUUUCCGUGCUGGCAGACGCAACAGCGGCCUACUACAACAACUAUGGCAUCUCAUAAGCUCAGAGGCAGCACCCCGUCAUACUUGUGACUGAUCAGACACUACAGGGUUUGAAAUGGGUGAGGACAUUUGGGAUAAAGUUGCACUUGGGUGCUGAUAAAGAUUUCAAAACCCGUUAUUAGCAUCUACGGGCAACUUCAUCCCACCAUGAUUAAAACCGGAACUGAUUACUGAGCAAUAGGAUCGGCCAGAGCCGAGGAAAGAACAAAGAGAAAUUGGAGGAAUAUGAAGAAGAAGGGGAGAUGGACACCUCAGGGAUGCAGACACUAAAACUAUCGUAUGCCACCUCCUGUUGUCGAGAAAUUUCUAAACCAGAAGAACAAUCGUAAAAAAAGAAAGAAAAAAAAAAAAAAAAAAGACUUGUAAAUGUCCACUUGUAAAAUGUCACCAGUUCCUGUUGCUGCCCGGACGUGUACAGAUGCUCCUCUGAAGCUAAUUUAAGUCCUUCGAUGUUUCGCUUUGAACGCUCCCUGUAAUGCUAUUAUCAACGUUUUCCUUUCGAAUGUUUGUAUCACAUGUUCUCGCUCUCAUUAGUCUGGGAGUCUUACCUCAGUAGUUGUAAUUGAAUGAGGUUUUUAGUUGGACAUUUCUUAUGCAAUUUAUCAAGAUGGUGUAUAAUGAAGAGAAAAAAAGAGGCGUUUAUACUUCUUCUCAAGUACUUAAUAAUAUAUAAAUUAUAACCUCUCUGAUGAAAAAUAAUAAUGGUAACUAUAACUGUAUGCUGAUUUAGGGUUGUGAAAGACAAUAAUUUAAAAUAAAGGUCAAUUUUUUUU
This is a messenger RNA of Pleuronectes platessa (European plaice), 3337 nucleotides long. It is a transcript of the gene sox7, whose product is annotated as SRY-box transcription factor 7. The transcript is spliced from 2 exons. Bases 1379 to 2563 code for a protein of 394 amino acids. Lineage: Eukaryota; Metazoa; Chordata; Actinopteri; Pleuronectiformes; Pleuronectidae. Gene Ontology annotation, biological process: cell differentiation; regulation of DNA-templated transcription; anatomical structure morphogenesis. The record is from RefSeq and is a predicted model, not a curated record. Gene Ontology annotation, molecular function: RNA polymerase II cis-regulatory region sequence-specific DNA binding; DNA-binding transcription factor activity, RNA polymerase II-specific.